Messenger RNA from Funneliformis geosporum, 236 nucleotides. Lineage: Eukaryota; Fungi; Glomeromycota; Glomeromycetes; Glomerales; Glomeraceae. The record is from the annotation of a GenBank genome assembly.
AGCAAUGUGAAGCAAUGAAAACAGGACAUAGGCACUAUACAGUCAAGGCAUUAAUUAAUACAUCAUCUAGAGCAAAUAAAAUUAGCAGAAGCAUAGCCGAUAGGCUUGAAAAAAAAUAUGGUAAUCUUUAUAAGAAUAAAAAGGUGAAAAACUCAUUAGGUUAUCAAAAAAUUAUGCAAAGUGCCUCACAACCAUGUCGAUCUUAUAUUAGGCUUAACAUGGCUACAACUUCGUGA